AUGACUAACGGUGGUGGUAGUGGUAGUGGUAGUAGCAUUUUUUCCAAUAUUACUGCUUGUACUAAUGCUAUUACCUGUGGUACUUUUGCCUACAUUACUACCUGUGCUAAUACUACUACUUGUACUACCGUUGCUGCUUGUACUGAUGUUGCUACUUAUACGAAGAUGUUAAAUCAUUAA
Dictyostelium purpureum is the source of this 180-nucleotide messenger RNA. RefSeq lists its product as uncharacterized. Bases 1 to 180 code for a protein of 59 amino acids. The transcript is spliced from 2 exons. The record is from RefSeq and is a predicted model, not a curated record. NCBI's taxonomy places the organism in Eukaryota, Evosea, Eumycetozoa, Dictyosteliales, Dictyosteliaceae.